AUGAGUAGAGUCAAGCAGAGGCUGGAAUAUUACGGAUUUGAUGCUAGUUAUUUUAUAGGAGAGGAGGGAUUAUUUUCCGGAAAGAUUCAUCACGAUAAGGAAAUUAGUGAUGAGAAUUUAUGUAUCGAGCUGAUGAUUUUAAUUUAUCAUUAUUUGAUGUGUUGUUUGGAGGAGGCAAAGAGAGAAUUUGGUUAUGAGGCAUUUCAUCCAUACUUUUGUUAUUUGGAGGAGAAGAUAUUCCCUGGUUUUUUUGAUUGUGCAAAACGAGUGGCAGAAAGAUCAAAUGUUGGACAAGAUAUGGAAGCAUUCGAAACUGGAGUGGAAAGUUUGGAAAAUUGGCAACAAUUUAUUUUACAAUUAUAUGUUCAAUUACAAUGUGGGAUAACUACAUCUAGAUCUAUUACUGAAUUUGGAGAGAAUGGAUGUUCUGUAAAUUCUUGUUUUCUCUUUUUCACAUUGUUGAAAUACUUUCUGGAAAAGAAGGAAAAAUUCUUGAAAGAGAACAAACAACAGGUUUGGGAAUUACCAAUGGAGAAGGAAAUUUUAUUCAAAGUUUUUGAAUAUUGGUCUCGUUACAUCACUUUUUGUGAGUGA
Naegleria gruberi is the source of this 594-nucleotide messenger RNA. RefSeq lists its product as uncharacterized. NCBI's taxonomy places the organism in Eukaryota, Heterolobosea, Eutetramitea, Acrasida, Naegleriidae. The transcript has a single exon. The record is from RefSeq and is a predicted model, not a curated record. Bases 1 to 594 code for a protein of 197 amino acids.